AUGGUUCGGGCACUCGAGCAGGAACAAGAGUCCUACAGGUCUAGGCUCUUCCAUUUCAAGGGAAUGUAUGAGAACACAGGAAGACAAACUCACAGUUUGAUUGAGAAUAAUUUGAACGGGGGAUCGGAUGACAAGCCAUCAUCAAGAAGUCACGGGUCGAAACCUUUAAGCGAUCGACCUUUGGAGAAUCAAAAAAUCGGAUCGACGCUUAACCGAGACGAAAAUAAACCCAAGUCGCGCUUAAGCAGAGAAGGAUCAGCAGCGGCCAGCCCUCACGCCAAAGACAGAUUAGCCUCAGAUAUGGAACAGAUGAAGGAAAGAUUUGCUAAGUUGCUUUUGGGUGAGGAUAUGUCUGGUGGUGGCAAGGGUGUUUCAUCGGCUUUGGCGCUGUCAAAUGCCAUUACAAAUCUCGCUGCUUCUGUCUUCGGUGAACAAUCGCGGUUAGAACCCAUGUCGGUGGAAAGGAAGACGAGAUGGAGAAGGGAAAUUGAUUGGCUUUUGUCCGUCACCGAUCAUAUUGUCGAAUUCCUUCCCUCACAACAGAAAGGCAAGGAUGGAACAAAUAUGGAGGUUAUGGUGACACGGCAACGGACUGAUCUUCACAUGAACAUCCCUGCCCUGAGGAAGCUUGAUGCUAUGCUCAUUGACUGCCUAGACAACUUCAAAGAUCAAAAUGAAUUCUAUUAUGUGAAGAGAGAUUCCGACGAUUCAGAUAAAGGAAACAAGAGAAAGGAUGACAAAUGGUGGCUGCCUACUCCUAAAGUUCCCCCAAAUGGUCUGUCCGAUGUUUCAAGAAAGUGGUUGCAUUUUCAGAAGGAUUCUGUGAACCAAGUUCUUAAAGCAGCCAUGGCUAUAAAUGCUCAAGUCCUAUCAGAAAUGGAGAUCCCUGAAAACUACAUUGAAUCUCUCCCAAAGAAUGGGAGAGCAAGCCUUGGUGACUCGAUCUAUAGGAGUAUUACAGUUGAGUACUUUGAUCCGGAGCAGUUCCUCUCAACUUUGGACUUAUCAUCAGAACACAAGAUUCUUGAUAUCAAGAACAGGAUUGAAGCUUCCAUUGUGAUUUGGAAGAGGAAGAUGAACAACAAAGAUGGGAAGUCCACUUGGGGUUCAGCCGUAAGCAUGGAGAAGAGAGAACAAUUUGAAGAAAGAGCAGAGACCAUCUUACUGCUCCUAAAGCAGCGGUUUCCUGGAAUUCCCCAGUCUUCAUUGGACAUAAGCAAAAUCCAAUUCAAUGGGCAUUUAUAUAUAGAUGUAGGAGAAUCUGUUUGGGAAAGCUAUUCAAGAAUUCUUGAAAGCUUGGCAUUUACGGUCAUCUCCCGAAUUGAAGAUGUUCUUUAUGCGGAUUCUCUCACUCAAAAUCCAUCCCUACUGACAUGUCGCGCGUGCGGCGCCAAAGUAGCCUGCGCCUUCAUUUUGAGUGGCCGAGAUGCCUACAGGGAAUUUAUACCAGCACUUAUUAUCUCUUUCAAUACUCCCUGUAGAGUCUCCGUCACGGCCUCCCUCACCAGCCACCACCCUUUGCCUUCUUUCGCUAUACGCGCGCCCUGUCACGGGGGCCGGGCGCGCUCUGUUCCGCCCGGCCUUUACGUGCUAGACUUAAAUUUCCAUGCCUCUGUCGCCCGCACAAAAGUUAUCGGCUCCGUUAGGAACGACACGACGCUAUCCAUCUCGUCUAGAAGUAUCAUUGUAGUCGUCCUUGGGUGA
This is a messenger RNA of Malania oleifera, 1704 nucleotides long. RefSeq names its product rop guanine nucleotide exchange factor 12-like. The coding region runs from base 1 to 1704 and encodes 567 amino acids. Gene Ontology annotation, molecular function: guanyl-nucleotide exchange factor activity. Lineage: Eukaryota; Viridiplantae; Streptophyta; Magnoliopsida; Santalales; Ximeniaceae. The transcript is spliced from 9 exons. The record is from RefSeq and is a predicted model, not a curated record.